CUGGAGACAGCAAGGAGAGGGUGGGAGAGGGAGAAAGACGCUUGGGAUUUAGUAGCAGGAGGGAGAGAGUGAAAGAGGGGAGGGGAAAAGUUAGACACGGACAAUCUUGCAGCAACUUUUUUCUCUUUUCCUUUCUCUGUGCAAGAAGCCCUCCAGAAAAGAAAAGAAAAGAAAAGAAAAGAAAAAGUCAAGAGGGACAAAAGCCCAUACUGGAUUAUUGCAUUUGCAUCGCCCUGCUCGCAUUUCCCAACCCGCUUCCUUGGACUCAUUUAUUUACGGAUUAAUGAGGUCGCACAUUUGUGGAUUUCUCCGCAGUUGAAGCUGGUGGCUGAGGUGAGGCGAGGUGAGGCGGGGCGGUGUUUUCGGAGGCGUGGAACCAUGUGGCUUCUCUGCUGCUUCCUGACUCUGCUGGCCCUCAGCUUGGGAUCGUGUGACACGCCGAUGUCAGAACAAGAUGUACACUGCCCAUCCUUGCAAGUGGAUGACUGGAAGUUCCCUCAGACGACCAGGCACAACAUCACUGGUUUUAAUCUGGUGAGGCGAUUCUCCCUGCUCAAGAGUUCAGAUGUCAAGAAGAUCCGCAACCCCCGAGGACCCGUCAUCCUCCGCCUGGGCAAGGCGGCUUUCAUACGUCCCAGCGAUCAGGUGUUCCCCCACGGCCUACCAGACGAGUUCACGCUGAUCUUCACCCUGGCAUUAAAGAAGGCUGCCCUGAGGGACACCAUCUACCUCUUCCAGAUAUCUGAUCAGAAGGGAUACCCACAGUUCUCUGUAGACCUCAACGGCCCCGAAGGCACCGUGUCCCUUCGAGCCAGAGGGACGGACCCUGAAGCUGAACCGGUGAGCUGCGUUUUCACCGGGGAGGGCGUGGAAGCCCUGAUGGACCUGCGCUGGCAUAAGAUGGCCCUCAGCGUUAAACAAGGAGCCGCUUCCCUCCACGUGGACUGCAGCACCAUCGAGACCAAACCCCUGGAGCCGCGAGGAGUCCUGCCCACUGAUGGACACACUCUGCUGGGCAUUCGGGCCUCCGAUGCAGGACCAGUGCAAAUGGACAUUCAGCAGGUGAUGCUGUACUGUGACCCCUCGCUUGCCAUUCAGGAGGCCUGCUGUGAGAUACCUGGGGCACGGUGCCCUCCUGACGCCCCGAAGAGCCGCCGUGCUGCUGAAAAUGACCUGGACCACACGUUCAACCAGGACAUUUUUGCUUCCAAGGACAUGGCAGAGAAGUGUGCUGGUUGUUUAUUCCUGAAUAGGGAAGAAAAUGUAGUAAGCUCUGAUGGGGCUGCUGGGUUGAAAGGAGAAAAAGGCGAUCGGGGUGAUGGCUGUUCUGGCUCCCAUUCAGGCCCAUGCACAGAGGGACCCAAGGGCCAGAAGGGAGAGAAAGGCGAGCAGGCAUCGCCAGGCAACUGGGGCGAAGCAGCUGGCUACAAGGGACAAAAAGGUCAGAAGGGAGAGAUCGGUCCACAGGGUCUGACAGGCACUCCAGGGAGGGAUGGUCGAGGAGGGUCCGUCUGUGUGGUCGGCCCCAAGGGACAGAAGGGUACACCAGGUACGGUUGGUCCCGAAGGAUUGGCUGGGGAGCCAGGGAAGCCCGGACUUCCAGGCUUACCGGGAAUUGGAAAGCCGGGCCCUCCAGGCCCUCCUGGUGGACCUGGUGGUGCAAAAGGAGAAAAGGGAGAUGCAGGACUACCGGGGGAAGAUGGCUUUCCAGGAGAUCCAGGACCAAGGGGACCAGGGGGGGUUAAGGGAGAGAAGGGUGACCCAUGUGAAGUUUGUCCAGUGCUGCCUACAGACAUGGGCAACACAGUGUCUUUGCAAGGGAAACCCGGCCCUAAAGGAGAACCUGGAUUACCGGGGGUAGGAGAGAGAGGACCGCCUGGCCUUCAAGGAGCAGACGGCAGCGCAGGACAGAAGGGAGACACAGGAUCAGAUGGCGCCAAAGGAGAAAAGGGAGAGCCAUGUUCUGUGUGCCCCACCCUUGGAGAAUUACCUCCUAAUUUUGUUCCUGGUACCAUGACCCAAAUCCAACAGACGAAAGGCCAGAAGGGAGAGGCAGGGAUUGGACAGAAAGGAGAGCAAGGGGAGCCGGGAAAUGCAGGAUCACCUGGCCUUAAAGGAGAGAAGGGUAAUGCAGGCAGCAAAGGGGCUGAUGGCAAGCCGGGAAAAACUGGGCCGAGGGGACACACCGGCAAAGAUGGACAGAAAGGUCCAAAGGGAGACCAAGGGCUGCCUGGUCUCGGUUCUCCUGGCCUAAAGGGUGAGAAGGGCGAGUGCGGUGUGUGUCAGCCAUCAGAGGUUGGCAGCGGCCCUGCCAGCAUAAGAAUGCCCGAGGGAGUGAAAGGCACACAGGGUGAACCGGGUCCUCCAGGGCCACCUGGACCACCAGGUCUUGGUGCUGAUGGCAAACAAGGCCUACCAGGUCUGGUUGGUGCUAAAGGAGAAAAGGGUGACCAGGGUGACAGUGGAGACAAGGGAUUGGAUGGAGUUCCUGGAGCCCCGGGACUGCCUGGAGAGCCAGGUCGGGAUGGACAAACAGGCUUGAAGGGAGAGAAGGGGGACGCAUGUACCAGCUGUACUUCUCCUGGCGCUGUGGUGGGUGAUGGCGUAGCUGUGCCAGGCCCCAAAGGAGAGAGAGGAGAGCCUGGUCCCCCAGGAGAAGGGAAGCCUGGCAGAAAUGGAAAACCAGGUUUACCAGGUGUGCAGGGGCCUGCCGGUCCCAAGGGGAGCAAGGGGGAAGCUGGAGUCGCAGGAGUUGGCCUUCCGGGACCGCAAGGUGUCGAAGGUCCAAGGGGGCUCCCAGGACUUGCAGGGACUCCUGGUAUCAGUGGGCUGCCUGGCCCUGUUGGCCCCGCAGGAGUAAAGGGCUCCAAAGGUGAUAUUGGGCUUCCAGGACCACAGGGUCCAGAGGGUGUUGGAGCAGUAGGACCUCCAGGUAGAGAUGGAGCCCCCGGCUCUUUAGGACUGCCCGGAGCGGAGGGCAAACCUGGGCGUGACGGAGCUAAGGGGGACAAGGGUGAACCCGGAGAGUGCAACUGCAUAUCGUCGGUGCACACUGGUGUAGGCGGACCUGGAGCCCCGGGAACUCCAAUGAACCCGUGGCAAGCCGGGCCUCAGGGCCCCCCAGGACCUCCUGGCCCACCUGGCCCACCUGGGCCUCAGGGAUCUACUGGAAACACGGGACCCCAGGGUAUCCCUGGAAACGACGGGCUACCGGGGAAACCGGGUUUGCCUGGAAACAUCAGCCCCACCGGACCACACGAGCUGCCUCGAGACGAAAGCACCGAUGAUGACUGUGAGGGGGGCUGUUCCCAAGGUUCCCCAGGGGUGCCAGGCAUGUCUGGUGCCAAGGGAGAAAAAGGAGAGCAGGGCAAGCCUGGUGUAAACCCUUUGGACAGCUGUGACAGGUGUUUGGAGAGACUCCAGAGGGCGCAGAGGGAACAGGCAACACAACCAGCGGUCGAUCAAUCGUGCACAGGAGCACCUGGUAUUCCAGGAAUGCCUGGAUCACCGGGGCUUAAAGGAGAUCAAGGUCCCCCAGGAGAAAGGGGGCAAGCAGGAAUCCCAGGACUCAUGGGACCUCCGGGUUUCCCUGGUGCUCCGGGUCCAUCUGGUUUAAGUGGUCAACAGGGCGAGCGAGGGUUACCCGGCCUCCCUGGAAUGAAGGGCGAGCAGGGCUCUCCGGGGACCUCCGGGUAUCCAGGAACCAUGGGACCACCUGGACUGCCUGGACUGAAGGGCGAGCGUGGAAGCCCGGGAGGCAGUGGUCAGAAAGGGGAAUCGGGCCCUCCUGGUAACCCUGGGUAUCAAGGACAGGCUGGCUCACCGGGUAUUAAAGGAGACACGGGACCAGCAGGGCCUGCUGGGCCCAAAGGGGAUCAGGGUUUCCAAGGACAACCAGGUUUCCCAGGACCACCAGGUGGACCAGGUCCUUCCGGCAAACCUGGAAGAGAAGGGCUUCCUGGGCUCAAAGGUGAAAAAGGCAACGAUGGUGCUCAAGGCUCCCAGGGACCAUCUGGACCCCCCGGCUCACCCGGCUCCCCAGGCUUGAUGGGCCCUCCCGGCAUUGAAGGAAUGGAUGGAAAAGAUGGGAAACCAGGGCUGAGGGGAGAGACAGGCCCUCCAGGCCCAGCAGGACCACGAGGAAUCCCAGGAUUCAAAGGGAAAACUGGCCAUGUUGGCUUUCCCGGACAGAAGGGUGAAAAUGGACCUUCAGGUCCACCUGGACAACCUGGCAGACCUGGCCAUGAUGGUGAUCCAGGUGCCCCAGGAGCUCUGGGCCGACCUGGGCCCCCAGGUCAUGCUGGUUCCACAGGUCCAGCUGGACCACCAGGACCUCCUGGUGCAUCAGGAUUGGGUAUAAAAGGAGAUAAGGGCCAGGCUGGAGAGAGGGGUCUCCCGGGGAUGGGAGGACCCCCAGGACCACCGGGGCACCCGGGGUCUAUGGGAGAGCCAGGCACCGACGGUGCAGCUGGUAAAGAUGGAGCGGCGGGCCUUCCGGGGGACAGCGGGCAGCCAGGUCAGAAGGGUGAACCAGGGGCCCCUGGCCAGAGGGGUGCUCCAGGUGAGAGAGGUAGACCAGGGCCCCCUGGUGGUGGAGGAUACCAUGGCAAAGAAGCACAGCCCAUGAUUGGCCCAGUCGGACCCAGAGGGGAACGGGGAAGCCCCGGCUCAGAGGGCCCCCCUGGAUCUCCUGGUCUUCCAGGGUCACCGGGAAAUGAUGCUGUCGUCAAUUAUGAUGAAAUCAAGAAUUUCAUCCGGCAGCAGGUGAUCAAGAUCUUUGACGAGAGAAUGGGCUACUACUUGUCUCGUAUGCAGAGUCCAGUAGAGAUGGUGUCAUCCCCAGGCCGACCUGGACCCCCAGGGAAAGACGGGACACCCGGUAAUCCAGGAGCUCCAGGUGCCCCUGGAAUGCCGGGACAGAUCGGCAGACAAGGUCGACCAGGAGGUCAAGGACUCCCAGGACCACGAGGACCACAGGGAGAAAAAGGAGACAAGGGUAUUGGAGAGAUGGGAGAUAUAGGACCUCCAGGAGCACCAGGUGUUCCAGGACCCCCGGGCUACGGUAAGAUGGGACCCCCUGGUCCUGUUGGCCAACAGGGCGUUCCUGGAAUCCCAGGCCCCCCUGGACAGGCUGGUUCAAAGGGAAAUGAUGGCCGGUGUAAUCCAGCAGACUGUAUGAGCCAUCAAGUGGAGUACAGCCCCAAGGGCCCACCUAUGAAGGGCCCCUGGUAGAGGGCUAGAGGACGGGGCCACGGGUAAAGAGACUUAUACGGAGAAGACACAAAGCCAAAGACCAUGACCCACAGUUAUUAAGUCUGACCACAAGAUGGAAUACAGGAGCUGCCUUUGUUGUUGGAUAGAUAGAUUUACAGAGUUCUACCAUACAUCUGAGCAGAAACCCAUAAUUUCUUUAUAAUGGCCCCGCUGGAACUGAGGCCUGCAGACACACCAGCAGCACAUUCUCAUUGCAUCAGUCUUUUCCCCCUUGACUGCCGAGUCAUUGCUAUAUUACAGUCUCUUAUUUCGGCCUUGCCUCAAUUCUUCUCUUUUUUCCCCUCCUCACUAUGUUUUAUUCCUUUUGUGUGUUCCUCAAACUACCCAGGAGAGGCGACAAGAAUCACAAUCUGUAUUUCCUCCUCCUUGAUUAAUUCUGGCCUCUGCUGUUUUUUUUUCUUUCUUUUUUACUUCCUCCAAUUUCUUUGUCUAAAUCUGCAGGAAGAGAAUACACACAGUUAUUGUAGCACUUUGCUUUCAUCUCUCAUAUCUUUGUUCCUUCCUCACACAAUCUCAUUCCGAGUGCAUCCCAUGCAUUUCUAAUAUUCCGUCUCAGCGCUUGAGGUGUGAUUUGAAUUCGACCUGUAAGAGAAUAUCCCAUGCCAUUCAGUUUUGCAGAAACAGAUGCCAGUUGCGUCCAUACCCUCUUUGACAGAUGGACUGUUUUGUAUAUAUUUAUAUUUAUAUAUAUAGCGGCUGUUUUAUACUUUUUCCAAAGACUUCGAUAAAAUUCAUACACGUGGCAACUUAUUUUUCACUGUCGACAUUUAUUGGGCAACAAAAAAAUUGAUAUUUUUCUGUUUGUCUGUAAGCUCUCAAAAUGGAAUGAUGUGUUCAGUUAAAGAAGAAGAAUUAUUUAUAGAAGAAAAUCGCGUUUUCGGAGGAAGAACAUCGGCUCUUGUAAUUAUGUUGCUCAAGUCCACUUUGUGUCCUUUUGCCGCCAUUAUUUUUAGAAGUGCAGCCAUUUUAAAGUAUCUCAUCUCAUUUUGCAUUUACAAAGUAGCAAUAAAAGCCAUCUGCCUGCCUCGCUGGGCACUUGUUUAAGAAAACGAAUAAAACACGCUAACAAUUGAGCCCAUUCACCAUAGGUACUGUAAUGCAGCACAGCCACCGAGCACAGCCACCAUCCACCCUCAGCAUCACAUCAGGAUAAAGAAAAUAUUCUGAACACUUUUUCACUAACAACUUUUGUAGUGUUACAUGUUACUGUAUUUUGGGGUUUUUGAUUGAUUUUUUUUAAAUAAUUUUUUUAUAUCUGCGGAGUUUCAAACCAUUACCAUCUCUUACAUGCUCUGUAGUUUAAUCAGCUGUUUAAACUAUGAGCCGUGGUCGGACUUUGGUUCUCACAAGCUAACCCAUGGGAAAUGUUAAACUGAAUUAAAUUGCUUUUCAAAGA
This is a messenger RNA of Mugil cephalus (flathead mullet), 6670 nucleotides long. RefSeq names its product collagen, type XVI, alpha 1 (gene col16a1). The transcript has 71 exons. Lineage: Eukaryota; Metazoa; Chordata; Actinopteri; Mugiliformes; Mugilidae. Bases 379 to 5232 code for a protein of 1617 amino acids. The record is from RefSeq and is a predicted model, not a curated record.